Penicillium paradoxum is the source of this 1509-nucleotide messenger RNA. RefSeq names its product mitochondrial 37S ribosomal protein mS29. The transcript is spliced from 2 exons. The record is from RefSeq and is a predicted model, not a curated record. Gene Ontology annotation, molecular function: structural constituent of ribosome. Gene Ontology annotation, cellular component: mitochondrial small ribosomal subunit. Bases 1 to 1509 code for a protein of 502 amino acids. NCBI's taxonomy places the organism in Eukaryota, Fungi, Ascomycota, Eurotiomycetes, Eurotiales, Aspergillaceae.
AUGGCCUCCUCGUGGUGCUGGAAUUGCCUCUCGAGGCUUCGCCCGACGCCGCGAGCACUCCUCACUCCGCCGUCCGCAACGCCCCGGAUUUCGAGCGCUCCCUUCCACUCCACCGCCGUGCACUAUGCCCAGCCGGCUAAGAAGAAGGGAAACAGCUUGACUGUCAUGAAGCACAGACAGUCAACCAGCUUGAGAAGGAAGAAGAAGAAGGUCACUGAACGCUCGCGUCCACCUGCCGUGGGUGAGCGCAAGGCUAUGCGGAAACGCAUUGUCCUGAGCAACCCCAAUGCUCUCGAGAUUGAGGGCAUGUUGGAUCUUUCCCCGGAGACCAUGGUUGACUCCCGUCUCCGUGGUAGUGUUCUGGGAUUGCCUGUGCCCAUGAUCGAUCAAUUGAGAGCAGUGCAAGCGUUCAAGCCUAAGCAGGGUUGGUCGAUAUUCCGCCGGCCUGGAACCGUCCUUCGCCGUGAUACCAUUGAGAUGGGUCGUUUGUUCGAGGAGAUCUCUGCGGAGGGCGAGAAUGCCCAAAAGGGCAAGGUUGUCAAGAAGAUUAUCACUGGUAUGCAGGGUUCUGGCAAGACUGUGCAUCUGCUCCAGGCUAUGGCUAUGGGCUUCCUGAAGAAGUGGGCUGUAGUCACCAUUCCUGAUGCCCGCGAACUCGUGUCCGGUAGCACCGCCUAUGCCGCCAUUGAAGGCUCCAACCCUGUACAAUAUGUCCAGCCUACCGCGACUUCCGAACUGUUGACUCGCACUGUCGAGGCCAACCGAGAGCUCCUGGCUAGCUUGAAGGUCUCCCAGAACCACCCUGCUCUGAAGAUGCUGAAGCCAUCCUCGACCCUCGAGGACCUCGCCAAGCUUGGUUUCAGCGAUCCCGCUGUCUCAUGGGCCGUCUUCCAGGCUCUGUGGACCGAGCUGACCGCUACUGCCCCUGCUGCUGGUUUGGAGAAGGACUUCCAGCCCCGUCCUCCCAUGCUCGUUGCUGUGGAUGGUCUCGCCCACUGGAUGACCGAGAGUGCCUACCGCUCCGCUGAAUACAAGCUGAUUCACGCCCACGACCUCGCCUUCGUGAACCACUUCCUUUCAUUGCUGAAGGAAGGUGAUUCCCUGAAGAACGGUGGUCUCCUCCUUUACGCCACCUCAUCCUCCAACAACCCUAACCCCAAGGGUCUCAAAAUUGCCCUGGAUCGUCUGGCUGCCCGCCAGGCUGGUAUUAGCGCCUCUUCGCCGGAAUACCCUCAGCCAGCAGCCUACAGCGAUGCCGACCCUCGCGUCCUGGAUCUGCUCAAGCCCGAGGAGAAGGCUGUUAGCCCCGUUGAGUUGCAGACACUCGGUGGUCUCACUCGUGAGGAGGCUCGUGGCUUCAUGGAGUACUUCGCCCACAGUGGUUUGCUGCGCGAGGUCAUCAACGACCAGUGGGUGAGUGAGAAGUGGAGCUUAUCUGGCGGCGGUAUCAUCGGCGAGCUGGAGAAGCUCGGCCGUCGUGUUCGCACCACUGCAUCUGCCUCUAAAUAA